Messenger RNA from Strongyloides ratti, 1080 nucleotides. Its product is annotated as Zona pellucida domain-containing protein. Bases 1 to 1080 code for a protein of 359 amino acids. The transcript is spliced from 2 exons. Lineage: Eukaryota; Metazoa; Nematoda; Chromadorea; Rhabditida; Strongyloididae. The record is from RefSeq and is a predicted model, not a curated record.
AUGAAUUUUAAUACAAUUAAUAAUUUUGAAGGACAUGUUUUUGUUAAAGGAAUGUAUAAUGAAAAAAAUUGUAGAAAUGAUGAUAUUGGUAAGAAAAAUGCUUUUAUUGAGAUUCCAUUUGAUAUGUGUAAUGUAUUAAAAACAAGGUCAUUAAAUCCUAAGGGAAUUUUUAUAUCAACAACUAUUGUUAUAUCAUUUCAUUCUAAAUUUAUUACAAAAAUGGAUAAAGCAUAUAGAGUACAGUGUUUUUAUAUGGAAACUGAAAAAACUGUUACAGCAAAUAUUGAAGUUAGUGAUAUGACAACAAUUGUACAAAAUUAUGACUUACCAUUACCUGUAUGUAAAUAUGAAAUAUUAAAUGGUGGACCAUCUGGUGAGAUUGUUACUAUUUCAACAAUAGGAAACCUUGUAUAUCAUAAAUGGACUUGUGAAACAGAAAAUGUUGAUCUUUUUUGUAUGCUUAUUCAUUCAUGUUCUGUUGACGAUGGUAAUGGUAACAAAAUUGAAAUUAUUAAUAAAAAUGGUUGUUCAGUUGAUAAAACAUUAAUUAAUAAUAUUGAAUAUACAAGUGAUUUUGUUGGUGGACAAUUAUCAAAUGUUUAUAAAUAUGCAGAUCGUCCUCAAAUGUAUUAUCAAUGUCAAAUUUCUAUUAAUAUUAAAGAAUUAUAUCAAUCAUGUCCAAGACCUAAUUGUACAACUGAUAGUAAUUAUAUUCCACAAAUUGUUGAUAUUGUUACACAGGAAGACGAUGAAAAUAUUUUUAAUAGUACCAUAUUUAGUGAUCCUGAAAUGGAAGAAUCUAAAAUUUUUCAUAAACGUUCUUUAAUAAAUAAUGAUAAUACAUUAGAUGUUAGAACUGAAUUAACUACUGUUGAUAUUACUAAAGAGGAAAAAGAAAAAUUUUGUAAAUUAAAUGAUGACGAAAUUUAUACAAAUAAUAUAGAUUUUAUCAAGAUAAUAAGUGAUAAAAAUAUUGUAUGUUUUUCAACGACAUUUUUUUCAAUUCUUGGUGCUGGAAUGAUUAUAAAUUUUUUAGUAUUAGGUGUCAUACUAAUAUUUCUUAUAAAAAUUCGUUGUUAA